Cynoglossus semilaevis (tongue sole) is the source of this 2065-nucleotide messenger RNA. RefSeq names its product G protein-coupled receptor 146 (gene gpr146). NCBI's taxonomy places the organism in Eukaryota, Metazoa, Chordata, Actinopteri, Pleuronectiformes, Cynoglossidae. Gene Ontology annotation, molecular function: G protein-coupled receptor activity. The transcript has 2 exons. Bases 407 to 1408 code for a protein of 333 amino acids. Gene Ontology annotation, cellular component: membrane. Gene Ontology annotation, biological process: G protein-coupled receptor signaling pathway. The record is from RefSeq and is a predicted model, not a curated record.
UGCGGCGGCGGCGGCAGCGAGUAGAGCAGACGGUGGGGGAGGGUCACGUGUGUACACAGUGUGGGGCUCAGCGGCUCUCCAGCAGUAGUAAAAAGUCUGCGUCGGACGGCCCCCUUUUUCAGAACAAGCCUCGUCCAAGAAGUUGAGUGGAUGUGAAGCAGAGUUGAGAGUCCAAAUGCGAUAAAAACAACUCCUUUGGCUGCGGCAGGACUACUAGACUAACCCGGAGCGUGUGCUUUUCCAGGAUCUCACCCACUUAGGAGCCGUGUUGUCAAAUGCAAGGAACGAGAAAUGUCCGUGAAAAUGCUACAUCCCAACUCAAUGCCUCCGUAGGUUUGUCACCGAGCCAAGUCCAUACGAUUCUGCUGACCUGUUGAGCUUGCUUGACCGGUGUCAGAGGCCAGCGAUGUGGAUCUGCAUGGUUUACAAUGAAACCGACACCAGCGUGGACUUUCACCUCUGUGAGAACUUUAGCCUUAUUCUGUCGGUCUCCUCGCUCAUCUACCUCCUGGUCUGCUUCCCACUGGGCCUGUGCUACAACAUGCUGCUGGUCGCAGUCAACCUCUCCAACAAGGUCUCCAUGACCAUGCCAGAUGUCUAUUUUGUCAACAUGGCCAUCGCGGGUCUGGUUCUUAAUGUGGUCGCACCCAUUGAGCUGCUGAGCCCCACCUUCACCCGCUGGAAUGUUUGGGAGUACAACAACGAGAUCUACAUCACCCUGCUCAUCCUGUUCAACAUCUCAUCCCUGGUCAUCAUGUAUUCCACCACGCUGCUCAGUCUGGACUACUACAUAGAGCGUGCGCUGCCUCGCACUUACAUGUCCAGCGUGUAUAAUACCAAACAUGUGUGCGGCUUUAUCUGGGGCGGCGCGGUACUCACCAGCUUUUCCUCGCUGCUUUUUUAUGUGUGCAAUCACAUUUCCACCAAGAUGGUUGAGUGUUCAAAAAUGCAGAACAAGGAAGCCGCGGAUGCCAUUAUGAUGUUUAUUGGCUUUGUAGUUCCGGCUGUGGCUGUUCUUUAUGCCUUUGUGCUCAUUUUGCGCAUCAGGAAGGAGUCCACCCCUCUGGACCAAGACUCUGCUCGCUUGGACCCUUCUAUCCACAGGCUGCUACUAGCCUCAGUCUGUGUACAGUUUGUACUCUGGACCCCAUACUAUAUGACCCUUUUGGUACACACUGUGGCUGGUGCACCGGGAUACCUUAGCAAUCCACAAUACUUACCCACCUAUUAUUUCUUUAGGUGUGUGUCGAAGUUGUUGGCCUUCUUCAGCAGUUUUGCCAUGCCGCUCAUGUACAGACAGAUGAAUAAAAACUUCUCCAACAAGCUCCAACGGCUCCUCCGGCGGCUGCACUGCAGAGAUCAACCGUGCGCUCAUGAACGCUCGACAGUUCAGCAAGUAGUGUCAUGAGGACGCCCAACUCUUAAAGGCUACUCUGCAAGGCCUGGUCAGCACUUAUUCACCAUGUUCCUCACCAGAGACAGAAUCAAACUGUUUUGCCUUGGUGCUACGAACUGAGUUAAUUGACAAAGCUAACUCUCUUGUCUCCUUAAAAAAUGGUAUCUAAUCUGCAUUGAGUGAACUGAAAAAAAAAAAAACCAAACACCUAGAGCUGCUUUUUUUGUCCUAGAUACAAGUCUUCCUGUAUCAGGGUGAAAAAUUUGGCUCAACCCGUUCACACUAGUGACAAUGUAUACAUUCGUAAGAAGGUGCGGUUAUUGAGACUCUCUCUCAAGCACUGUUCCUUUCGCUUUGGCUGUUGUGUGUUCAUGCAUGACUUCCCAAUACUACUGUAAAGUUCCAAUAUGCUAGAGGAAUACACAAGCUGAACAAGGGCUAUCACUUUUUUUUUUUUUUUUAAAUCGUAAAAAAUCUCCCCAACCCACAUUCAGAAGAAACUCCACAGCACAACAUUUUGUGAGCACUAUUACAGCUUACCUACAGUUCUGAAACACUCUAGAACUCCAGAGACCUAAACAUGUGUGCACAGGAUGAGCUAACAGGCAAUAACACCUACCUAAGUUCUCAUUGUAUAUUUGCCAAUUUGGCAUGCCAAAAAAAAAAAAA